Molecule: messenger RNA, 576 nt
Organism: Papaver somniferum (opium poppy)
Lineage: Eukaryota; Viridiplantae; Streptophyta; Magnoliopsida; Ranunculales; Papaveraceae
Product: F-box protein At5g49610-like
Exons: 1
Coding region: 1-576 (191 amino acids)
Source: RefSeq, a predicted model, not a curated record
AUGGUGUUGCUUCAUUCAUGGAAAAAUCAUCAUGACCACAUUUACACCAUAGAUUACGAUCCAUCAUCAUCUACAUGUACUGGUUCUGUUAACACAAAUCUCCCAUUUGUAGAAGACGAUGAUCUUCAGUAUUUUGGAUGUUGUAAUGGUUUGGUUUGCGUAAGUCCUUAUGACAGGGAUAUCAUUCUCAUUUGGAAUCCAUCCACAAAUGUAUUUAAGAAAUUACCAAAAUUACCCAUACUAGAUACACCAGUUACGGGUCCAGACAACCAGGACUACGAUCUCAUAGAUAUACAAUAUGGGUUUUGUUAUAAUUAUGAGAGUGGGGAGUUCAAAGUGGUAUGUCUUGCCAGAUAUAAUGGUGAUUCUGGGGAUGAAGUUAAGGGGUCUGACGUUUACCUCUAUACUUCAGGAUCAAAUACUUGGAUAACACUUGAUAGCAUCUUUUAUCAUGUUAUUAGCGAGCGUAAUCAAGUGCCAAUUAAUGGAGUUAUUCAUUGGAAAGAAUAUCGUAUGUAUGAUGAAGUAUAUCGUAGAGUUAUUCUUGCUUUUGAUUUUGAGAAAGAGGUAUUCUAA